AUGAACUACUUGUUCCAGUUGAUAUUUGCUAUUCUAACCAUUUCCUAAGCAAUUACGGUUUACCCAAAUCUUGGAUCUUCAAAAGUAUAGUGGGAAGAGUAAAUAUGGAUGGAUUGUAAAAGUGAAUAACUCAUAGUGCCAACAAAUUGUGAAAAUAAUGAUCAAAAUUGGACUGAAUGUUAUGAAAUACCAGAAUCAGGAUUAUGUUUAAAAGAUAAAUUAAAAAUAUCAAAGCAAUCAACAUACAACCUUAUUUUCACCUUUUAAAAUUUAAGUACUCAAACACCUCAGAUUUUAAUUAAUGAUAAUAAGUACGAGUAAAAAUCAUACCCUAAUAAUUAAAUAGUGAUAAAAACUAAUUUAGAUUCAUAGAAAAUAAAUAUUAAAAUUUUAGGAACGAAUUCUAAAUUAUAAAAGUUUUCUUUGACAACUGAUUGUCAUUUAAAUUGUAAAGAAUGCAAUGCAGAUUUUUAAUGCACAAACUGUGUUGAUCAUUUUUCAAUGAUAAACUAUUAGUGCAUACCUGAUUCUUGCUUUGACACUUUAAGUGGGUUAACCACCUAAAGUGCUUAUAAAGCAAAUUCUUUAAUAGAUAAAUAAGGAAUGUAUUAAGUGACAGUUGACUUUGAUGUCAAUUUAGGCUAAUGUUUAAUCCCUAAGGUUUAUAUUACACAGGAAAUAAAAUCUAAUUCAAUAAGAUAUGUUUUGCCAGCCAAUUAAAUCUCACUCAAUAAUGAGAAAUAAUUGUCAUUGCAUCUGGAUUAAGAUUAAAUUAAUUAGUAUUGUAAAAUAAUGGUUGAAGAUAAAACAAAGAUUAUUCGUCAAUGCUCUUUAAGCAUAGCAUUAACUACUGCUCAAAUCGCUCAAUAUAAUUUAUUACUUUUAGGUGACAUCACUACCAAUUUAGAAACAUCUGCAUCCAUUUCUACAACUCAAAUAAUUACUAUUCCUGAAGAUGGUAACAUAGAAUUAGAAGUUAUUAAUGAAAUAACAAAAGGGUAAGUCAACAAUAAUUUAUUAACUAUCACUUAAACUAUAUAUAAUGAGGAUAUAAAAAUUGACAAUGUACUGUUGAAGUAGGCUUAUCUUGAAUAAAAUGGAUAGGCUUAUGAUAGUUUGGAUUUUAUGCUCUCAUUUAUCAGAGAUUAAUAGAUUACUUAUAAAUUCAAAAUCAAACAAACCAACAUCUAAUUUGACGAACAAAUUAAUUUGGUUCUAUCAUCUGAUUUGCUUGCAUCAAGGAGAGUUCUAAAUUAAGAUAGGUCUUAAUUGAAAAUCUAGUAUAAGGCAACGAAUACAAUAAAAUUUUUACCAAAUGAAUUAUCUUAAUUGAAUUCAAAUUCAAAUACGAACUUUAAAGCAAAUUAUCUAAUUUAUGGAAUUACAAUAUUUUUAGUUUUAUCGUUACUUAUUACUAUUGCAUGGCAUAAUAAAAGCAAAAAGAAUCAUUAUGUAAUUGGAGAAGAAGUGAACUAAAAAAAUAUUUGA
Molecule: messenger RNA, 1488 nt
Organism: Paramecium octaurelia
Lineage: Eukaryota; Ciliophora; Oligohymenophorea; Peniculida; Parameciidae
Source: the annotation of a GenBank genome assembly